AUGGAGCUCAAACGCCUGCAAACAACAAUGAAAGCAAUUUCGUUUGUUGCAAUUACGACUGACGACUGCUGCAACUCACUCGAGUGAAAAUCACUAAUUGCAUGUCAGCACAAAGCAUGACAGAAAUUUGAGACACACGUAUGUAUGCACACAUAAGCAUAAAAUAAACAAAAAAUUCAACCAUUUCAAUUUCACAUCACUUGACAGUGAUAAAUACAAUACGGCUUACAAAUAUACAUAUUUAGGUAGAGUAGUGCAGCACCUACAUGCAUACAUACAGUGCAAGUUGAUGCGAAGAUGAUUAUUGAAAUUUUUGGGAAAUUCUUUUUAAUCCAUAGCUGUGCCCCUGUUAACUGUUCUCUUUGUUUUACGUGAUGGUGGGUAAAAGUUCCUGAGUUUAGUUGCAAAUUGAAGUGAAUUGGAGAAGUUACGAUAUAGUAAUCGAAAAAUAAAUUUCAUAACGUUAGUCGAUAAUUUUUUAACCAGUAUGUCUGCAAGUAUUUUUUCAAACUGUGAGUGACUGGUACUGCACCAUGGACAUUAAUAUGCGUGUGGAGAAUUUUGUGUCAAUGGCUAUGCAGGCGUGGGUUAAUUUUUUAAGCCACUUUAUGGUCAUGAACAUGUAUCUGACAACAUUGCCACUGGAGCCCAUGAACGCCCGAUUUCUUGAGAAGGAGUAUGACUUCAUCGUGGUUGGAGGAGGUUCGGCAGGUGCAGUGAUUUCUGCUAGGCUUUCUGAAAAUCCAGCAGUCACCGUUUUGCUAAUAGAAGCUGGUGGCAAUGAGCCUGUUACGUCAACAGUUCCUUGGUUUCAUGCCGUUCUACCGGGGUCAGAUUUGGACUGGAAGUUUCGGACAGUGCCACAAACUGACAUUUUACUCGGAUAUGAAAACCAGGUGUCAUUUUGGCCGAGAGGAAAAGUGAUUGGUGGAACAAGUUCAAUAAACACAAUGAUUUACAUGAGAGGAAAUAAACUAGACUUUGAUGCAUGGGCAGCACAAGGCAAUGAUGGGUGGGCGUAUGAAGACGUUUUGCCAUACUUUAAAAAGGCUGAACAUCAAACUGAUCCCAUUUUAGCUGCUGAUACAUACCAUCACGGAACCAACGGUCCUUUAAUUGUACAAACUCCGAGGCAUCGGAGUCCUGUGAUGGGUGCGUUUCUCAAAGCUGGAAAAUAUUUGGGAUACGACAUUGUUGAUCCUAACGGAAGUCAUGUUACUGGGUUCUCCCCAUUCCAAAUGACAAUCAACAAGGGAAUCCGAUGGUCGACAGCACGUGCAUAUUUGAAACCUGCAAGUCGACGGACCAAUUUACACAUUUUUCUUUAUUCCCAUGUUCACACAGUUUUAUUUGAUGAGCAAAAACGUGCCAUUGGUGUGGAAUAUGGUGCCAACGGCCUUCGUCACAUAGUGUAUUGUCGAAAAGAGGUUAUUUUAUCUGCGGGGACCAUAGGCUCCGCUAAAAUCUUACUCUUGAGUGGCAUUGGUCCUAAGGAGGAUCUAGAGGAGAUUGGGAUUUUCCCGAAUAUCGCGAAUUUACAAGUAGGAAAAAAUUUGCAAGACCAUAUGGGGGCAUUUGGACUCUCGUGGACUAUACGAAAGAAAAAAAGUGCAUACUCUUUACUUCCACUUUUUAACCCAAUUACGCUAAAAGAGUACACUUUAAAACAUACUGGUCCUUUCGGUGAAACAGUGGGGGUCGAAGGAAAUGCAUUUCUACACAGUCGAUAUUCUAAUAAAAGUACAGAUUGGCCAGAUCUGCAACUAUUUUUCCUUUCUGCGACACCGGCGAUCGAUGGGGGAGGAGGAUUUCAGAAAUAUUUUGGAGCUACUACAGAAAUGAUUGAAACUUUCUAUCACCCAAUAAAAUUCAAGGAAGGUUACACAAUUGUGCCGAUUUUGUUACGUCCCUUUUCUCGUGGUUACAUGAAACUUCGGAGUCAUCAUCCAUACGACAUGCCAAUUAUUCAGCCCAACUUUCUCAGCGAUCGGAGGGACUUUGAUGUACUUUUGGAUGGUCUGAAACAUGCAGUAGAGAUAGGAAACAGUAAACCCUUCAAAAAAUUUGGAAUAAGCAUGCAUCUUGGAGUUUUGCCGAAAUGUCCUCACCUCCAACCGGGAUCAGACGCUUACUGGGUCUGUUUUCUGCGUCACAAUGCUAAUACGGAACAUCAUGUUGCCGGUACUUGCAAAAUGGGGCCUGUGCAUGAUAAGAGUGCUGUGGUAGAUCCAGAACUAAAGGUUCAUGGAGUAAUGGGUUUACGGGUGGCCGAUGGAUCAAUUAUGCCGACAGUAGUGAGCGCAAACACGAAUGCUGCAAUCAUUAUGAUAGGUGAAAAAGCUGCAGAUUUAAUUAAAGGAUCGUGGAUGUAAUUUAAAUGUAAUAAGGAAAAUUAUUUAAUGUUUUAUGAGCAUAGAGAUUUAUUCAAUAACUUGCCGUUGAAUAAAUACAUACAUGUUUUGGUUCCAAUUUA
This is a messenger RNA of Folsomia candida, 2473 nucleotides long. Its product is annotated as glucose dehydrogenase [FAD, quinone]. The coding region runs from base 534 to 2372 and encodes 612 amino acids. The record is from RefSeq and is a predicted model, not a curated record. Gene Ontology annotation, molecular function: oxidoreductase activity, acting on CH-OH group of donors; flavin adenine dinucleotide binding. The transcript has 14 exons. NCBI's taxonomy places the organism in Eukaryota, Metazoa, Arthropoda, Collembola, Entomobryomorpha, Isotomidae.